This is a messenger RNA of Naegleria gruberi, 4365 nucleotides long. RefSeq lists its product as uncharacterized. The record is from RefSeq and is a predicted model, not a curated record. NCBI's taxonomy places the organism in Eukaryota, Heterolobosea, Eutetramitea, Acrasida, Naegleriidae. Bases 1 to 4365 code for a protein of 1454 amino acids. The transcript is spliced from 3 exons. Gene Ontology annotation, molecular function: protein binding.
AUGGGCUGGGAUUCAGAGGCAAUACAUAUUUUGGAUGAAAUGAAACAGAGAGAUCCAAAUAAUCCAUCAAUUUAUCAUUUAUUUGGAAUUAUUUUUAAAGAUAGAUGUUUAUAUAAGCAAUCUAUUGAAUUUUUUAUGAAGGGAUUAGAAUUAGCACCAUAUCAAAUAAUAUCAAUUGAAAAUAUUGUGGAUAUUUAUUGGGAAACAGGGAAUUAUGAGUUGGCACAAAAUGUAAUUACAAAAGCUUUGGAAUUAUUUUCAGGGAGUGAUUGUUUAGCAAGUUUGGAAUAUAAGAAAAACUUAUUGGAUUCGCUUUUAUCUCAGGACGAUUCCAAUCAAUUCAAUGCAAACUCGACUAUUUUUGAACGAUUUCUAAAUAGUACCAAACUUCAGUUUGGAUUUAAUCAAUUACCACUUGGUUUUAGAUCUGUUGAAAUUGAAAAAUCUGCUUGUAAUAAUGUUUCUCUAUUGAAGUACUAUAAUGGUGAUAUAGAGGGAGCUCUUUCAUACUUGUUAACUUCUUUCAAUAUUGAUCCAAUUAUCUUUACUCAAGAUAUUUACAAUAACUAUACAAUCCAAAGCAUUUGCUCUCAAUAUCCACAAACAUUACGUCUAUUGUGGUUCUACUUAACAAAACUUGGAUGUGCCAAAACAUCACUCAUCUUGAUGCAGUUAUUCUAUGACAGACAUGUAAUGAUUGGCAAAAAGCCAGGAGGUAAAGAUUCCUCAACUUUUUUCUGGUACUAUAUAUCAUUGGCAAGUGCUGGAAGUCCUUGGAAAUUAUUAGACUAUUCAAAGUGGAUUUUUGAUGAGGUCACUAAAAGGGAUGACUCUUCGUACUAUAUGCAAGUUUAUGCUUACAAUAGAAUGGGGAAAUGUGCAUUGAAAACAAAUUCAAAACUUAGGAAAUAUAUUGAAACAAGCUUGGUCGAAGCAACAAAGUUUCAGUUAUUGCAAGCCAAAAUUCUUUACAAAAAGAAGAGUACCAUAUCUUCAAGGCAAGCUCUUCAAAUAUUAUCAAAUCUACAAAGAUCUAGCCCAAAGAAUUACGAAUACGUCUAUCUACGGUUAAAGACAUUCUAUAUUUUGGAUGACUCUAAUUUUUCGAGUGUAUACAGAGAUUUCAAUCCAAUCACAAUUGAAUUUCAACUCAAAAAACUAAAACUAGGAACCAAAUACUAUGUCAAUCAUUUUGAUAUAGAAAAAUCAAGAACUGAGCUUGAAAAGCUUGAGAAAAUUGUUGAGAAUAUUCCAGACUGGCUUAAAACAAACAUGAUUGAACAUGCCCAAAUAUUCAAUUUGGAAAACUACAAAUCUUCAAUUCACUUUCUUAAGGCAAACAUAUCUUACAUUUCAAAUGAGAGCUACUUCUCAACACUGAAUCCAAUUCACAGUAUAAGUGCUGAUUACAUGAAAAAACCAAAGACAAUCAUAUUUGAAUUGAAGUUCAGUUUACGAUCACCCUCUAGUCAAUACUAUCAAACUCAAUUCUAUGAAAAGGCACAACAAGCACUUAAAGAAAUUGAUCCCAAGUUUCAAACUUCUUGUUGGCAAUGGAUAAUAAUUUAUUUACUCACCAAUAAUAUGAAAAAGCAAGCACUGAUAAUUUCUAAUAAUAUGGGUUCUACAAGAUUUGCAAGAAUUGACACGCUAUAUCCUCUAUGUAAAAUUGCUUUUCUUAUAGGCCUAAACGAUAAUCUUGAAUCAUAUUUAUCGAAACUAGAUUUGAGUAUUAUCAAAAUGCAAGCCAAAUCGAUUGAGACCAGACAGCUGCUAUCAGAGUUUGAUUUAUUCAAAUUAAGAGUUACUCUAAACAAGUUUAAUAGAUCCAAUGCAAAUAUUGAAUAUUCCUCAUUGAUUGAGGAGUUCAAGAUGGGUUUUAAUAAUCUUUGGCCCUAUUUGAAUUAUUUGAAAGGGUUGUAUAAGGAAAAUAUUUGUGAAAUAUUGGGAUCAUACAUAUCUUUAACUAAUUCCAAUGAUAGUUUCAUUCAGAAAAUUUCCAAUGAGUAUCCUGAUGUUAUUCCCUACUUGUUUGCAAAGAAUCUAUUGGAUAGAUCUAUAAGAGAGGAUGAGAAAAAGAAGAAUUUCGAGUUAUUCCUCAAGUCGUACUCUGACUCAAUGAAUUCUGAACAAAAAAUCAACUACCAACUAGUGGAAACUCUAAAGAAAGGAGAUGUUUCAUUCCUCAACUCGAAAGAAAUGAACACUGUAUCAGAUUUGGCCAACUUUGCUCGACAAAUUAACACCACCACCUAUGAGAAUAUUAUCAAGAAGAUGCUUACUGAGAACAAGCUUUUAACAACAGAAAAAAUCAAAGUAAUAGAGUUGGUACUCAAAGAUAAGAUCUCUUCCACCUGUUUACAAUGGAUUCAAUACGAACUGAGUAGGAGAGAUCAAAAGACUCCCUUCUUUGAUAUAUUGCAGGGAAUGAACCCCGAAUCCAAUAAUUCUAGUAGAAACAUUUUUAGUUCUAUUGAGAAUUUGUCUACAAAUACCAUCAUUGAUUAUGUUAAAACAGUAGAAUCAAUUACAAGUAGAUAUAAGGAGCCUGUUGUUGAGUCACAUCUUAUCCUUCUUCAUAUUAUGAAACUUUCACAAUCUGACUCUUCAAUUCAUACUGUGGAUUCUUCUGAAUGGUAUUUGAAUCGCCAUAGUUUAUUAGACUUAGCCCAAGAUUUUAUUGAUAGAAAUACAGAGCCACUUGUAGAAACAGUUGAAGAAAUGAAUCUAGAAACAAACAAACAAACAACAGAGGAACCUAUACAAAUAGUAAUAAGUGAAGAAUUUGAUUCUAAAUUUAUACAUGGAAAGAAAAAUUCUCUAUUUUGGAAAUGUAUUUUCUAUAUAUUUAAUGAUACUUCGAGUGAUGCUGUUAUUCAUGAAAGAAUUCAAAUCAUUUGUGAACAAACUAGUAAUAUUGAAGAUAUAUCCAUUAAUUUAAAUUUCAUUCUACAUGAAUGGUCAAUUAAGGAUGAAUCUUUGAAAUUCAGAUUGAACAAAAUCGAACUCAAAACAUGUGGAGAGUUUUUGAAUCUUUUUUGUUCAAUGUUAUCUGAUUGCUAUGCUUCUCUUGAAAGAGAUUCCACAAAAGUAUUCGAUUUUGUCAGAAAGCAGCUCUUACUUCAAUCAAAGACUACAAUACGAAAAUCAAAAAAGGUAGAUUGGAAAGAGUUUGUUGAAUUCAUUACCAAUACAGAUAAUCCAAUCAAAAAUGAGGAUACCUUUGGUCUUAGGAAGAUUUCACAAGACAAUGGAAUGCUAGAUUGGAGAAUAGGUUAUGCGCUACUCUCUUCUAAAAUAGAACUACCUGAAAAUAUUUCCUUUUGUUUAAGAACUAUAACACUAGAAUCUGUAAUCAUCCUAUUCUCAUCUGUAGUUUCCAACAAUAAGUAUUCAAAUAGAAAUUUCACAAUGGAAGAAAUUCUCUCCCAAACAUGCACUAACCUAUGCCCUUCCAAUUUUGGAUCAUUUACUUAUCAACCAGAUUUAGAAACACAAAAGCCAUCGGUUUUCUAUUGUGUACAUUUAUUAAUAUUUGAUUUUUUGGAGAAUAUUUCAAAAUUAAUAGAUUGUAAGAAUUCAAUGACAGUAACAGAGCUAAAACAUUGCAUCAAUAUACUGUCAUAUCUUAUAGAAUACAGAUUUAUUGACAAAGACAUGCUUGAAAGUGUUACAUUCUGUACGGGAUGGGCUAAAAUUUUCUCCUUCAUUAUUGAGACAUUCAAUGGAGAAGAAUUGAACCGAUUAGUAUCAUUAUUUCUCUUUAAGAACUCUUACAAAUCGAUUCAAAAGUAUUCAUCUCUGGAAAAUAUUAACUUUGUUUUGGACUUUCUUAGAUUUUGCAACUUGGAAAUGUUCAGAAAAUUUAUGGAAUAUUGUGAUGACCACAAAUUUAAAAUGAUUCAAGCUUCCUUAUCAGUGAUCAAUAAUGUGCUACAUAAUAAUUUGGAAUCCUCAGUUAACAAAGAAGAAUUCUUUAAUUCAUUAUUGGAACUGUUUAAAUAUAUUGGAAAAUCAACAGCAAAGGAUACUGGUUUUAAAUGGAUGCAAUUUGUUAACUCGAUCGAAAUUUCCAAAUUUUCAUAUGAAAAUAACAAUAAUUUGUGGGAGAUGCGAAUUCAAAUUGAUAGAGAUUUUGAUCAGGAAACCUCAAAAGAAAGUCUCGCCAUUACACUUUCUCCCAUUCCAACCAUGGAUGCCUCAAAUUUGGAAAUGUUAACCUCGAAUGCAAUUGGGAAUUUUAUUGGGAUGGAACAGUUGGAAAUGAUACCAAUUAUGAAGAUGGGAGGAAAUUAUUUCAAAAUUGGAUUUAGAUUUGCAAAAUUUAUUACACAAUUUAAAUUUGCUCUCAUUAUUCGAAAGUGA